Amoebophrya sp. A25 is the source of this 2006-nucleotide messenger RNA. Lineage: Eukaryota; Dinophyceae; Syndiniales; Amoebophryaceae. The record is from the annotation of a GenBank genome assembly.
AUGGGCCUCCUGCACGCAACCGGCUACUGCGACGAGCGACCGUUCCUGUGGAGUGCCGCUUCGAAAUCCGUAGGGAUCCUCUGGCUCUCAACAGUUGGCUACCUAAACGCGCAUCGCCAUUUCUACACUUUCUAUCACCAAGAGUACCGAAAAAUUCGCACCACAAUGCGAGUUCUGAAAGAGCACAUGCGGAGAUCGUCGGUCCUGACGGACGAAGAAAGUAGUGGGACAGAGGAUGCUGGUAGAACCUCAAGUGCAAGUAGUAUUAGAUCAUCUGCAAGCUCGCUGAGGCCUCAAGGAACUUCUAGAAUCACACAAGCAAGAAAGCUGGAUCGAGCUUUGAGUGGAGAAAGCCUGAAUACAUCUUCUGUUGCACAUGGUGCUGCAAAGCCAGUACGAGAUGAAGAACAGCUCGCAGCAGUCGAUGCUCCAGGCAACAACAGGAGUAGUCUCGCUUCUACCAUCUCUUCUACUAGUACAAGGUCAACAAGCCUACUAGCGAUGCAAGGGGCGCUGGAGCCGAGUUCUUUCGAUACAAGGAGCACUACAUCUAGUAUGGGUUGUUCUUCAAAUGGGUCCAAAAACUCUUUUGUAGUCGAAGGUGGUAUCAUUCAGUCCGUUCUUCGAAUGGGAGGAAAAGUGGAGAACAAGGAGUCAGAAGCUGCGAAUCCACAAGAAGUUGACAGCGGUGUGGAUGGCACGACUAGUAGUGGCACGGAGUUGAGAAAACGGAAAAAAACUGCAGCUCUUUUUAAGACUGGUGAUGAAAGAACUACUGGCAUUGGUUCAGCGAAGAGCAGUCCUCCUGCACUCCCUGGCACCACAACUAGCAGUCCAAUAGGAGAUAGUUGUAGAGGCGAAAUAAUUUCUGCAGGACAACAAGAAGACGACGUCCGGGACAGUCGUGCCUCUAGGCCCAGCACUUCUAGCGCCAAUAAGGGGAGUGGCGCUUCUCAACAAUUCAGAGAGAUGGAAGCUUCCAUCCAACAACUCUCGCAGCGCGCUCAGGAGCAAAGGGAAAUCUUUGAAAAGCAAGCGAGAGAUUUGAUAAGCAGUGUACGGAGGUGUGCGCAAUUCUUUGAGAAGAAUUUGCGGUCGGUUUUUUGUUAUGGAGAGACGCAACUUACUGUAGAUUUAGAUUUAGUUACUAGAUUUACGGUCGGUUUUUUGUUAUGGAGAGACGGGUUACUAAAUUUAUAUUUACAUUUAUCUUGAUGAUCUUUUUGUCAUCACUCAUCUUGACUAUGAUUUCAAUUUUUUACGAGUUCCUUAUUCUGUGAAAAUCAACAAUAGACAACAACUUACUAUAUAUUCCGGCAUCUAUCUAAUACUCGUACCCCUACCUGACCGAUUUGCUGGGGCAAGUAAGCUUCCCGCGACCUCAAGAGCCCGUGGUGUUUAAAUUCGAAGGCGAGGAUUUGCAUGAAAUGUCAAGGAUGAAGAGGAAGUUGCGCCACCUAGACGACCGCAUUUACGUCGGCGGAUACUACGCAGAAUACAUCCUCUCAGCUUUGGUCCCGAGUCGUGUCUACAACAGCAAGCCUCUGAGACGUUAUUUGGUCGUGAUCAUGGAUUUAAUCCUUCCCGCUUGUUUCCUGAUGGCAGCUUGUCGACACUUCUACGUCUUUAUCAUGCACCGUGUGAAAUUUUUCGGCAGAUUGGAGACGGAUCCAGUAUUAAGGCUCAAUAUAUUUCAUUUCUACUACAAGUCAUUUCUCCCUAUGAUUUCCUUCUACUUAGGAUCAUUGGGAGAAAUGUACUAGGCAAGAAAUGAAUUGUUUUGAGCUCGAACAGUAGUGAUUUUGAUCAGGGAGAUCGACACAGCGUUGAAUCCUUAUUUCUUCCUGGAGGGGUACAUACCAGUCUGGCUGACGGAUCUGAACCACUUGCUUUUCUCUCGCCUCCUCGAAGUGUGCAACUGGAUCCUGCACAUGAUUUGGCUGUUUGUGAUACCCAUGGACGAAUUUUUGACGUACCUGAGAGCCAGAUGGAACAGCAUGCGAAGC